Akanthomyces muscarius is the source of this 642-nucleotide messenger RNA. RefSeq lists its product as uncharacterized. Lineage: Eukaryota; Fungi; Ascomycota; Sordariomycetes; Hypocreales; Cordycipitaceae. Bases 1 to 642 code for a protein of 213 amino acids. The transcript has a single exon. The record is from RefSeq and is a predicted model, not a curated record.
AUGUCUCUCAUCAAAUUUUACCGCGCCGACUACUCCUCGGCGGGCGUUACCGACGCCGUCUUCCGCGAGCUCGAGGCGGCCGCCGGCCAUCCCCUCGCCGAGCGCAUCGACGUCGCCCUGCACACGGGCACCCGCGACGCCGCCUUUCUCGCCAUCAACCCCAACGGCUUCGUGCCCGCCAUCGUGCCCGCCGACGGGGUGCCGCUGUGGGAGUCGGCCGCCAUCACCAUGUACCUCGGGGAGCUGCACGGCGUGGACGCGGGCCUGUACCCGGAGGCCAAAACGACGCUGCGCGGGCAGGCGAUGAAGUGGAUCGUGUGGUCGAACGUGAACCUGCCUAUGACGGCGCGCCAGAUUAGCCGCGUGAUUCAUGGCAAGAAGGAGGAGGAUGCGGACGUGCAGAAGCUGAGGGAAAAGGACGCGGAGACGGCCAAGGGGGAGCUGGAGAAGCAGCUCAAGGUGCUGGACGGGGGGCUGGAGGGCAAGAAUUAUUUGCUGGGAGAAACGUAUUCGUUGGCGGACACGCACAUAUGGUCGUUUAUGAGCUACAUCAAGAUGCUGGGCGUGGACCUGGACAAGAUGGGCAACCUGAAGGCGUGGCUCGACAGGGUGGGUGCGAGGGAGCAGCUCAAGGGUCUGUAA